AUGAACAUGUCUAGCGGUCGCGCCAGCCCAAUUGACACGACUGAAGCUAGUAAACCCGAUCAUCCUGGACGGCUAAGGUCGCAAACGCCGACGUCCAUGUUCUACGAAAAGUGCGAGCGCGCUAGUCUCCUUCCCGAGCCCAUCAUCCAGAAAGCGCUGGCCUGCAAAGAUGGCGUACUGAAUUUGAGGGACACCAGCUCAUACAGCAUUGGUGACUCGCUGUUGCUCGCACUGGCAGACAGCUUGGGCGGAAUCGAAACCCUCAGCAAAAUCAGCUUCAAGGACAACCGGUUGAGCGACAAAGGACUCUCUGCUAUGGUGAAAGGUCUCUCAAGAAGUCGAGUGCGAGAGCUCGAUUUGUCCCGCAACUACUUUAACGCCAAGGGCAUUGCACACAUUGCCCCGCUCUUGACGUCUCCGUCGUCCCCUCUCAUGGACCUGAAUCUCGAAAACAACAGCUUGGGCGACAGAGGCGUUGUCGUCUUAGCGUCUGCCUUGGCGGAGAGCAGGAAUUUGACGCGCCUAAACCUUAGUCGAUGCAACAUUGGGCACCAAGGCGCCACAGCUCUCGGGAACGCACUGUGUGAAAACGCCUCGCUCGUCGAGCUUUUCCUAUCGUGGAACAAAAUUCGGGGCUACGGCGCAACGAAACUGGCCCAAGGCCUUCAGCUGAGUGUGAGCCUGCAAACGCUGGAUCUGUCGUGGAAUUCCUUCGGGUCCAUCACAACGUCCGACGCGCUGCGAGCGUUGGGUGCGUCGCUGAUGGAAAACAACGUGUUGACGCACCUGGACUUGAGCCACAACCGACUGCUUGAAAAGGACUGCCAGGUGCUCUCGACUGCCCUGAAAGGCAAUACGUCCAUUCGCGGGUUGCACAUUGGCGGCAACGACCUCGACAUUGACGCUUAUGGCUUUGUAUUCCCCGACGCAGCCCAAAACGACCCCGCCGGUGCUCAUAUAUUCUCGCGCUUUGGCUUCAAGUGCUCGAAACAAGGCAAGAACGACUGGGAAAAACGGAGCAAUUGUUGGAUUUGCGAGCGGUGGGCAGAAGUGAGAUUCACGUGGAAACAACACGCCAAAAAGCCGGGCGAGGUCUUCUUUCGAGCUGAAUUCGACUACUGGCAGCCCCACCACGCUCUUCCCAGUGCCCACGAUCCGACCAUGUGGGAAAUCCAUCGCAUGGUGCCGCCGGGGAUGACGCAGUUUUUUUUCGUGAUCGAUGGUGUUCCUCAGACGACCGACGCCCACAUAGUACAGAAAUUCCAGGCGCGAGUCUGGGGUGGCGUAAGCAAUUACUCCCGCGGCCUUGACAUGCCUGCGUCCAACGAAGUCAACAUCGUCCGCGUCGACGAAACGGACGUGCUUGCCGACUUGAAGUGCAAACCUCGAUCAAAAACACCUGGGCCGAACCAAGAAGACGACUGGUUCGCGAAAUCGGUCUUUUGUACAUUCCAACAAGACACGACCCAGCACCUGAACAAUGCAUUCGAAGCCGACUGGAAUGCAUCACGGUUGCCCAAGCUGACUAAAGACGCCGCCGACCUCGACCGAGCCAAGCACAUGCUGGCAAAGAGCUUCGCCAUGUUAAAAUCCGUCUUCAAACACUACGCGACCACCGGGGGCACCGAUCCGUUUACGCUUGGGUCGAAUGCGUUUUUCGACUUUAUAUCGGACUGUGACAUAAUUGAUCAAGACACGUGCACACGGGCGGAAGUCGAGAUGAAUUUCAUUUCUUCAAGCUCGUCAGGUCCAAAGGUCAAAUGGAACACCAGGCGCAACUUGUUUCGAUUUCAGUUCAUUGAAGCUAUUGCGUUUUUGGCCGUGUCCAAGUUUUUCAAGUCCAAGCGCGCAUCUUCUGUGUCCGAAGCGAUUUCGAUGCUCCUCCAGCACCACAUUAAACCGCGAGCGUCGUGGCAUGAUAGUCAAGAAUAUCGCACGCACAAAUCCUACGCCCAACCCACUUGCCUGUUCUCCCCCCAAGUCGACAUGAUCUUCAAAGACCAUUUGUACUUGCUCAAAGAGCUGUUUGCGUCGUUUGCUGGCACGAUCGACACCACCCCCGCCGCAUGUGAAAAGUCAAAACGACUCAGUUUUGCCGAGUUUAUGUAUUUAUGCGAGCAAGGGAACCUAGUUGACGAGUCGCUACCAGCCCGCGACUUAAAGCUUGCUCUCAUGCGGUCCAAAGAAACCGAGAUAUUCGAUCCACACGGCGACGGCGAAGAAUGGAAACGAAUAAAUUUUGGGGAAUUUCUGGAAGCUUGUGCACGUAUGUCCGACGCAAAAGACUACACGCAAUUUUACGAACGGGUCAAAGUUGCUCACUACGGCGUCGUGGAUGGCGGCGACACAACGCAGUACGAGUUUCUCAAGGUGAAGACGUCGUCGUUGGACCAAUGGCGAAGUCAGUCGGGGAAUUUCGGACUCAAACUACCGGUGUUCUUAAAGCAAUUAUGUUUGCCGAUUGUGAGGGCCCGGAAAGUGUCGGUCCCAGCAUUGAUGGUCCGGCAGAUCACGACUGUCGCGUCCACGUUGCAACUUAAAAACGAAACUACAUGA
Messenger RNA from Aphanomyces invadans, 2556 nucleotides. RefSeq lists its product as hypothetical. The transcript has 13 exons. Gene Ontology annotation, molecular function: protein binding. The record is from RefSeq and is a predicted model, not a curated record. Bases 1 to 2556 code for a protein of 851 amino acids. NCBI's taxonomy places the organism in Eukaryota, Oomycota, Saprolegniomycetes, Saprolegniales, Verrucalvaceae.